CCCCAACCCCCCCCCCCUCCCCCAGUCCCACAGUGGCAUCUUCUGCAUGUCUUUGAAUGCUGCCCAGGUUGUGACAUUGCGGCCUGAGCUCCAGGUUGAUUUUUUUAACUGUUCAUAGGCUGCUGUACCAAUGACUUGUGUCUAUCACUCCUCUCCUCAUGAUGCAUCAUCAGGGUGUCACUUUUAUUUUAGGACGUUUAACACCAGCUGCAGAAACAUUUGAUAGCUCUGAUUUUCAUACACUAGACGCAGAAAGUUCUAGUAACUCGUAUCUAAUGUUUUUUUUUUUGUUUGUUUGUUUUUGUAACAGGGAUUAUCGAUGUUGUGACAUCUAUUUUGUCUUAACAAUUUCUCACGUUUAAUCAGUUUCUUUAAAUAGCAGGCUUCAAAUGUGAAAAGUGAGCUUGUCAAGUGUUCAUCCUUUUCUAGUCACGGAAAACACUCAGAAUAGCCCACUGUCAACAAUUUCAUGUCCGUAUAGCAUUGCCAGUUAUGCCUUUUGAAUGGCUAAUGGCCCAGUGGCAUAGACCUAAAAUCGUAAAAUGAUAACAUUUUCUCUGUCAUAUAAAGCCAGUCAAUGGUAUGCUGAAUGGCCAUGGUAUUUGUCAUUUUGAAGGACCCUUUUGAGUAUAUCUGCGCAUGCACAUGAUCUUCACCACAAUUGGCAUUGUAAUCUUUGAGGGGAAAGUUUUGUUUUUUGGCAGACCUUUUGGGGGUUAUCUAUAUUUGGGGGAUUUACCAAAUCUCUUUAAAAUGUUCUUCUUUUCUGUAUCUGAUGUUCUGUGUGCUAUUAGUGAUGCAGCCAACAUGAACGGUUGUCUUGUGUUGCACACCUUUCCAACACUGCGAAACGAUCGCCCCAGGGGAAAAGCGCCCAUGCUUGAUAUCGUAUGGUUCAUGACCAAUAUGUUUCCAGUACAGGGAAAAUUCCAGAGGAGGCAAAGGCCCUGUCACUCUUGGCCCCCGCCACACCAGUCACCAAUCUAAUGCCGGGAGGCGGGCUCUUACCCAUUCCGAGUCCGGCCCCACUACAGAAUCUGGGUCUCCCCAUUGGUAAUCUGGGGGCACUACAGACUGGCCUGGACCCCUCUGUAACAUCACUGGGAGGAACCUCUUCACAGCCCCCUUUGAUGGGCAAUGUGGAUCCAUCCAAAAUUGAUGAGAUCAGGAGAACUGUAUACGUUGGCAACCUCAAUUCACAGACAACAACUGCAGAGCAGCUGCUGGAAUAUUUUAAGCAGGUCGGUGAGGUGAAGUUUGUGCGUAUGGCUGGGGACGAGACUCAGCCUACACGAUUUGCGUUUGUCGAGUUUGCCGACCAGGAGUCUGUAGCCAGAGCUCUGACCUUCAAUGGAGUCAUGUUUGGAGACAGACCUUUAAAAAUCAACCAUUCAAAUAAUGCCAUUGUGAAACCUCCAGAGAUGACACCUCAGGCUGCAGCCAAAGAGCUAGAGGAUGUGAUGAAGAGAGUACGUGAAGCUCAGUCCACAAUAGCAGCUGCCAUUGAGCCAGAUAGUAAAAAGCAUUCAUUAAGACGGUCUAAGAGAUCCCCGUCCGCAUCAAGGUCACGAUCCCACUCAAGGUCACGGUCACGUUCGCGACGAAAGCGCUCCCAUUCGAAACACAGGGGCAGACCAUCGCAGAGGUCACGUCAGAAAGGCGGUGACUUGCGUAGCUCACACAAGAGACGGUCCCGCUCUAGAGACAGGAGACGCAGCAGGUCUUGUUCCCACUCCUGUUCUAGGGAUAGGAGGAAAGUUAAGGAUGGGAAGGUGCGGAACAAGGACGAUGAAUGGGAAAAGGAAGACAGGAGAGGGCGGGACAAAAAGGGGAGAACGCCUCCUAAAAGCUAUGGCAGUUCCCGAAGGUCUUGCAGCACCAGCAGAAACCACCGAAAGAGGAGUAGGUCUGGAUCAAGGUCACCCAGAAGGAAAGCCAGGUCUCCAUCCCCAAAUAGAGGAAAAAAAGACAAAAAGCGGGAGAAAGCUAGAGAUGAAAGCAGGGAAAGAAAGGAAAGGUCCCUAUCCAGAAGGAAGAGCUGUAAAGAUAAAGAGAAACAUGAGCGUAAAGCCAAGCAGGUGGAGAGAGACUGCGACAGCGAGGAAAAAGGACGUGAGAGCGAGAGAGAGGCGUCAGGCUCAGCCAGCGAGGACACUUCACCUUGCACCCAGCAUAACGGCAGGUACAGCACACAUGGCGAUGAGGGGGAGGAGCCCUUCACUGCCAACGCCACAGAGUGAACCCCCGGCAAACAUCCCAUAUCCAAUCCCCAAGCAGGUACAAUUCCCAGCCCCCGCUGGAGAAGGUCGGGGGGAAAGGAACCAAUAUAAGACGGUGUGUAAGGUAAACCAGAAGAGUAUCAGGUUCAUCCAAGUAAGAAACUAACCAGCACACUUAUGAGCAAACCAAGCGUGCUGGAAGAGAGAAAGAGGGGAUAGUGGUGUGGUUUUGGGUGGAGCUAUACUUAAUCAUGUACCUUUCUUUCCUUUUAAAAAGCUGCUCCUUUUUCCAUUGUAAUGUGCUUGUAUGUCCUUUUCCGGCAUUUUAGAGAAUGUGAACUGCUCCCCUCCCGAUAUUUUUACUGCUGUAAAUGCGCUAUCAUAAAGUAGUCUUGUGGGGAAAAGACCCAGAAAAUGUAUAGCUUUUUGAACUAUGUUGUACUAAGAACGAUUUCAGACAGACCCACUUGCAUUUAGUUUCACUGUUUUUGUUUAACUCCUUUUAGAACUUUUCCUUAUUUAUCUUUUGUACUUAUGUUUAAUAUGGAAAUGUGUGUUUGUGUAUAUGGUCUUUCUCUGAAUGUGUUUUAACAAAGAUUUUUAUGUCCAUUUUAUCAUAACAGAGCUCCGUUAUCAUUGAGCUUAUUAUUAGUGUAUCACAGAGGCAUAAUGUAUUGUUUUCUAAAGAUAAGAGAUACAUGCUGAAAUUAUGGAGAUGCUUAAAGUGAAUGCAAAGUAACAAAGAGGACCUACCACUUAACAUUUAUGAGCCGUUCCAGUAACUUUGGCUAAAUACUGUGGGAUAAAUACUGCACGUUUUUACCUAAUGUAUUGAUCACAACAGGUGAGCUGAGGUCAACAUAUUGUAUUUUUCAGAAGUAUAGUGGUCACUUGAACACAAGAAAUUACUACAUAGAGCACCUUACACAUUCAUUCACAUUGCCUUGCUAGUAUAGGCAUAAAACAAAACAAAACAAAAACAGCCCUAAAGGAAAUGUGGAGAAGGAUACACGUCUUGACUUCCUGCAGACGAGGAAUAGACCUUCAUUGAAACAUAGAGGCAGGACUAACAGUGUAUAAACACAGUAUACUUGCAAAGAUGGUAAAGAAUUAGAUCCAUGACACACAAGUCUAGUCAGUAUGGCAUGAACAGUGGUUCUGACUAACCAUUUUUUAAAGGUAUUUUACACAAACCAACGAGUUUAAGCAUGAUAUAUACUGUAGUCAAUUAUACUACUACUAAUACAGUAUUUAUACCUGAACCAGAUUUGUUUUCAUGCAGAUUUAAAGGGUUAUGAAGACUGUACUUACUUUUGUUCUUCAGGCUGAACAUAUGCAAAUCUUUUACAGCAUAUGAUAUGAAAGACUUUGUUCUUCAUUUCACAUGAAAGGUUAAUGAGAGGUAUUUUAAGAUUUAAAAAGUGGUAAUAAGGGAUGAAAUUUCAUCCUAACAAGAAUUAACAGGCUUUGGAAAAUUAUUUAUUUUUUAUAUGAAGUCAGUUAUGUUUCGUCAAGAAUUUGUAUUGAUUCUGGAGUCUGUAUUAAUGUGUCUUUUCAAAAUGAUGAAUUAACAUAUUACAAGUGAAUAAAAACCCUUAG
Messenger RNA from Chanos chanos (milkfish), 3818 nucleotides. It is a transcript of the gene srek1, whose product is annotated as splicing regulatory glutamine/lysine-rich protein 1. The record is from RefSeq and is a predicted model, not a curated record. NCBI's taxonomy places the organism in Eukaryota, Metazoa, Chordata, Actinopteri, Gonorynchiformes, Chanidae. Gene Ontology annotation, cellular component: nucleoplasm. Bases 891 to 2240 code for a protein of 449 amino acids. The transcript has 11 exons. Gene Ontology annotation, molecular function: RNA binding.